CAACAACCCCAUUCCCUGUUUGUUCUCUCUCACUUCCCUAAUUUUCACAUACCAACAAAUCAGUCUCUCCAUUUCCUCUAUUCUCUAUGCUCAUCAGGUGAGUAAUGAUUAAACCACAGCAAUUCCUCAUACUAUUCCUAUCUAUUCUACCAUCAAUCACCUCCCAGCAACCCAUCACAUGUAACCAGUCAUGCCCCGGCUACCAAACCAAUCCCGUCCAGUACCCAUUCGGCUUCUCCUCCGGCUGUGAAAUCCCGCUAAACUGCACCCCAAACGGUGAGGUUUUCAUCGGCGAAUUCUCGGUCCAACAACUCAACCCGGACAGCUUACUCGUAAGCCUUCCGGCCAAGUGCGGACGCUUAAUCAACACCCUCACAAACCUCUACAGUGACCACUACGCGCCCAUGUCAUCAAACGCUAUCCUCAUGGAAAACUGUACGGCGCAGAUGAAAAACUGCAUGAUUCCCAUGACGACGUUACGUACCCAUCUCGAGAUAGUUAACUGCAGUGGCGCACAAGGUGGUGAUGGCAACGUGAGCUGUUAUUCUAGUGAUGUUACUCGUAUGUUUCUUGAUUAUGGAAAUGUUACGAGCAUGGGGUGCCGGUUUUUGUUCUCUGGGGUUGCGACCGAGAUGAUUGGGAAUAGUCCGGCGAUAUCGUUGGAUAUUCAAGUGGUUAGAUUGGGGUGGUGGCGUAGGGGUGGUUGUGAUUGUUCGGUUGAUGCGGAGUGUACGAAGAUUGUGUCGCCGGUUGAUGGAAGCGAUGGGCAUCGGUGUAGUUGUAAGAGUGGGUUUGCUGGUGAUGGGUAUAAGGCUGGCUCCGGUUGCCGGAGCAUGAAAGCAGGCUCAUCUGGUUGCAAUCCUUCAAAAUAUUUCUCUGGUCAUUGUGGAGGGACUGGUAGAAUUGGAGUUCUAGUCGGAGCUGUUUUUGUUGGGGCUUCAUUGAUUGUUUGCAUAGGCUUGAUUAUAUGCUACAUUCGUCGUCGGAGCAUUUUAAGAUCUCGAAGUAGAGUAAGCAGACAGUUUUACCAAGCUAAAGGCAUCACAAUUCCAAUUUACACUUACAAAGAGAUCGAAAAGGCCACAAAUUGCUUCUCUGAAAAACAAAGACUAGGAACCGGGGCAUAUGGCACCGUUUAUUCGGGCAAACUCCACAAUGGUGAAUGGGUAGCAAUUAAAAGGAUCAAACAUCGGUCCGAUUGUGACGACAGCAUUGAUCAAGUCAUGAACGAGAUCAGACUUCUUUCAUCGGUAAGCCAUCCAAACCUUGUGCGGUUAUUAGGUUGUUCGGUUGAUAAAGAUGAGCAAAUCCUCGUUUACGAGUUCAUGCCAAAUGGGACUUUGUGCCAACAUUUACAAAAAGAGAGAGGCAACGGGCUUCCUUGGCUCGUUCGCCUUACAAUCGCUACUGAAACCGCUCAAGCAAUUGCUUAUCUACACUCAAAUCUAGAUCCUCCAAUAUACCAUAGAGAUGUGAAAUCUAGCAACAUAUUGUUAGAUUAUAGUUAUACAACCAAAGUAGCAGAUUUUGGCCUUUCUAGACUAGGAAUAAUGGAGUCAUCACAUAUUUCAACUGCUCCACAAGGCACACCAGGAUACUUAGACCCCGAAUAUCAUCAAAACUUUCAUUUAUCUGAUAAGAGUGACGUUUAUAGCUUUGGAGUUGUGUUAGUUGAGAUUAUAACGGCUUUUAAGGCCUUAGAUUUUUCUCGACGACAUAAUGAGGUUAAUCUAGCAGCACUCGCUGUUGAUCGAAUCAAAAGAGGAUGUCUUGAUGAAAUAAUCGACCCGUCCCUUGAGCAUAAUAAAGACACGUGGACUUAUUCGUCGAUCCAUAAGGUUGCUGAGCUGGCAUUCAGAUGUCUUGCAUUUCAUAGUGAGAUGAGACCUUCUAUGGCUGAGGUGGCAGCCGAGUUAGAGCGAAUACGGGUUUCUAGAGAAGAAAAUACUAGUUUAUCAUUGGACGGAACUAAUCAUUCAUCGGUAUCUAUUGUCAAUGAGAAACAGAUAAGUCAAGAGGUCAAGAUUGAUGAAUCUGAUAAGAAAGGUUUGCUUAAUAACAUGAACUCGACCGAUGAGCAAAAUGUAUCACCAAAUUAUGCAGAUGAUCGAUGGCUAAGCGAGUCGAGCUCCCCCUUAUCCAGCGGUAGACUUGGUUCUGGUUCAAAAGUGUAAAAUAAGAUAAUACUCAUCGUUUUAGUUUCAUUGUGUAACUUUUAUGGUAUAAAAGUACAGCUUGAUUGUUUUCUGACUUUGAAUGUAUAUUUUUGAGCUUGAGAAUGAUCGACUUUUAUUUGUAUAUA
Messenger RNA from Helianthus annuus (common sunflower), 2302 nucleotides. Its product is annotated as wall-associated receptor kinase-like 14. The record is from RefSeq and is a predicted model, not a curated record. Lineage: Eukaryota; Viridiplantae; Streptophyta; Magnoliopsida; Asterales; Asteraceae. Gene Ontology annotation, molecular function: protein kinase activity; ATP binding. The transcript has 3 exons. Gene Ontology annotation, biological process: protein phosphorylation. Bases 105 to 2174 code for a protein of 689 amino acids.